Messenger RNA from Gongylonema pulchrum, 663 nucleotides. Lineage: Eukaryota; Metazoa; Nematoda; Chromadorea; Rhabditida; Gongylonematidae. The record is from the annotation of a GenBank genome assembly.
CUGCGCUAGGUUUCGAGCAAAACAUAUACUAUGUGUCGACUUUAUAAUGCGUGACUUGUCGUUAUAUUUCACUUAUUCGUAGUAUUUCAGCAAAUCGCGCUUGUCUACGCCACUACCGUUCCCAAAUGCAUCGGGUCUCACCGAAAGUCAGCUUCAGGAGCUGUUGCAGUGGGUGAACGACGAGAAGGAUGCGAGAGAUUCUCUGCAGAAUUUGGCCACUCGUCUCCAUGGUGAUGUGGAGUCGCUGAAGAUGCAGCAGUCUUCGUCCACCAACAAUCGUCCCUCCUACUCCAACGGGCUCCAGGCAGUGGCCAGUGCAUCGGAACGUGGUGGAUGGGGUUCACGGCGCGUUAAUAAACAGACAAAAAUUGAGCUACUCGAAGCGCAGCAAGCUUUGCAAUCCGAGAUCCGUGCUAAGCAGCAGCUUCAAGAAGAGCUGAAAAAGAUUCGCUCUGCAUAUCUGGCAACGAAGCAACGCCUGGACGAAACGGACAAAAAACUCGGUGCGAAAGAUCGUGAGAUUGAGCGCCUGACCGAUGAGAAAGAGCAGAUAUCACGAAUUAUAUCGCAGCAUUCUGAUUACACCGAUCAGAACGACUCCUUCUUCACCGUCGUUACUGAUCCUAGCAGUGACAGACUUUCUUCAGGUUUGCAUUCGUAGCU